Molecule: messenger RNA, 308 nt
Organism: Acanthoscelides obtectus
Lineage: Eukaryota; Metazoa; Arthropoda; Insecta; Coleoptera; Chrysomelidae
Source: the annotation of a GenBank genome assembly
AUGCAUAAUUCGCGUGCAAAUAAAGUAAAUAGUCAUCUUGAAUUUGAUAAUUUUAAAUCUUACGGUGCGACCUAUCCCGUAUGUGAUUUUUUCGAUAAUCUUGGUAAGUUGAACUGUCGCGUAACUAAUACAAAAGAUAUGAUUUCACCAAGAACAGAAGCCAAAUGGCAGCAAUGGUACGAAGAAGUUGAAUCAGAUGUAGGGUCUGAGUUAUAUAAAUGACGCUGCCUCUGAACACAGUUUGCAUGAUACUAAUACGGAGCAAUCCUCGGACUCUGAUGACGAGGAUAUUUGUUUACCUUUAUCUC